AUGGAGUGGAUUGGUCAAGUGCAAAGAUGGAGCAGAGCAGAGCAGUCUCCCAGGCGAGUGGGAGGAAGAGGAGACCGGUGUGUCUGCAGAGGAAUAAGACCAACAGAAAGCUUUUCACCGCCUGGAAACACAAUGACUAGUGGGGAAAAAAAACAGGUGAGCUUUCAUGACUUUUGCUUCGUCAGUCUAUCUGGAUUAUCUCUCACUAUAACCAUCUUUAAUCUCACAGGUCAGUGCUGCUUCUCGGAAAUGA
Messenger RNA from Xyrichtys novacula (pearly razorfish), 253 nucleotides. The record is from the annotation of a GenBank genome assembly. Lineage: Eukaryota; Metazoa; Chordata; Actinopteri; Labriformes; Labridae.